Messenger RNA from Drosophila gunungcola (fruit fly), 1717 nucleotides. RefSeq names its product zinc carboxypeptidase. The coding region runs from base 376 to 1644 and encodes 422 amino acids. The transcript has 7 exons. Gene Ontology annotation, molecular function: metallocarboxypeptidase activity; zinc ion binding. The record is from RefSeq and is a predicted model, not a curated record. NCBI's taxonomy places the organism in Eukaryota, Metazoa, Arthropoda, Insecta, Diptera, Drosophilidae. Gene Ontology annotation, biological process: proteolysis.
UAGUUUAUAUUCAUGGAACUUUUUGUUAUUCCCGGAACAUGACCUCAUUUAACAGAAGUAGAAUCACACUUGAUGGCCGUUGCUAAAUCUGCCUUACGGUACGGUCUACAGAUACGGCACAUCUGCGGAUAUUCUAUAUCCCGCUUCUGGAGCCACCAUUGAAUGGGCAUACCUAUAGGGACACUGGUCGAUAUGGAUUUAUCCUUCCCCCGGUUCACAUUAUUCCGAACGCAGAGGAGGCACUGAUAGGCAUUGUGGCCCUUUUAGAUAAGUGUAAAGAGGUGGGCUAUCUUAAGCUCAAGAGUACACAAUAAUCACUGGGGUUAAGUUUCAUUAGAGUUAAGCUAAGUAACACGAACUCAGUAGUUGUUCAAAAUGCGUCUGCUUUGGUUGCUUGCCACGCUGGUGGCUCUAACAAGUGCUGGGAUCCUUAAGGAUGCUCCCAAGGAGCGCUAUGACAAUUUCAGGGUGUAUAAGCUAACCAUACAGAACCAGUUCCAGUUGUCUGUGAUCGAAAAACUUGCUGAGCUGACGAAGAAGUACAAUAUUUGGAAGGAGUUUGACGAGCAUACCAAGCAGUUGGACAUCAUGGUUAGUCCUGAGGAGCUUAGCCGCUUCCAGAAUCUUCUCAUGUUCAAUAACAUUAGCAGUGAGCUAAUGAUCGAAAACGUCCAAGAACGUAUCGACGAGGAGCAAGUCACGGCCACUGCAGAUAGUGGCACCUUUGGCUGGACGAAGUACUACGAGCUGGAGGAGAUUGAGGCCUGGUUGGAUGAGGUACUAGCUACAUAUCCCGCGGUGACCGAGGAGUUCAUUGUGGGCAAGUCAUACGAAGGUCGCACUAUUCGGGGCAUUAAGAUUUCGUACAAGACUGGCAAUCCGGGCAUUUUCAUCGAGUCCAACAUCCAUGCUCGAGAGUGGAUCACCUCGGCCAGUGCCACGUGGUUCAUCAAUCAGCUCUUGACCUCAAAGGAAGCCGAGGUGCGGAACUUGGCCGAGAGCUACGACUGGCACAUUGUGCCCGUUUUCAAUGUAGAUGGUUUUGAGCACUCACACAAAAAGGAUCGUAUGUGGCGCAAGACGCGUCAACCACAUGCCACCAAUGCCUGCAUCGGAGCCGAUGCCAAUCGAAACUUCGACUCUCAUUGGCUGGAGAACAAUGGAGCAUCGAAUAAUCCCUGCAGCGAGACCUUUGCCGGAGACACGCCUGGAUCGGAGCCGGAAGCCAAGGCCUUGGUCGAGUAUUUGACCAAGAUCAAGGACCAGUUCAGUGUGUACAUAUCCUUCCACUCCUAUGGACAGUAUCUGCUCUCUCCCUACGGACACACGAAAGAGGAGUUCCCCGAGAACUAUGACGAUAUCCUGACUAUUGGCAAGGCCUUUGCCGAUGCGAUUGAAGGAUUGCCAUACGGCACUGUCUACCAAUAUGGGUCUACUGCUGAUGUGCUUUAUGUGGCCACUGGAACCUCUGUGGACUGGGUGUUCAACGAACUGGAUAAGAAGAUUGGUUACACAAUCGAAUACCGUGACAAGGGCCGUUAUGGCUUUAUCCUGCCACCCGUGCAGAUCAUUCCCAACUGCGAGGAGCUGAUGGUUGGAAUGCUGGCUUUGAUUGAAAAGACCAAGGAGCUGGGUUACUUGUAAGGGCACAAUUUAUUUGAGUCGAGUAAGCCGUUUACUCGUUUUCAUUAAAAUACCUCACGUAAGAGGCCAGCAA